This is a messenger RNA of Cladocopium goreaui, 2166 nucleotides long. NCBI's taxonomy places the organism in Eukaryota, Dinophyceae, Suessiales, Symbiodiniaceae. The record is from the annotation of a GenBank genome assembly.
AUGCAGCACGGCUACACCACAGGUGAAAGAAGCGCUUGCAAGGGCGGUCUACAGAGCUGUGGGCCAGAUUUCGAGAGAAAACGUGCAGCUGAACGCGAUUGUCUUGCUGCUGAAAGCGGCAUCGGCAGCGUCGCAGCAGAGGGCUCAUCUUCUUCAAUUUCUUCUGUUGCUCAGGAGUCGUGGUCCGCUUGGUGGAAGGACCGUUUGAGCACAGCUCGGGCACAGGUCAUUACCAGUGCUGAGUUAAGAAAGCCUGCGAAAGACUUCUACACCAUUCGCUUUCUCCUCUCCUUAGCCUGCUUCCUGCUGCUGUUGCUGGCAUGGAACUCGUUGGCCGGAACGGGUCGCAGCUUCACGGCGGCCCUGACGUCCAACAUUUUCAGCGGAACACAAGUCUUUGCAAUUAUGGGUGUGAUGGCAGCCAUGAUUGCUGAUCGAGCGCUGUAUACUUGGUACACGCAAGAUCGGGUUACUACAGAAGGUUUAUCAGGCCCUGAGGAUGUCUUGCCACGACGUUCCAAGAAUGCCGCGUUGCUACAGCUGUUGCUCCUUUUGGUGCAACUGGUGAUGCUCCACGCCGUGCAGAUCAAUGCCUGGGCCGAAAGAGCAAGUCCCUCUGCAAAAGAGGUGUCCACGUUUAACAGCUUCACGCUGGUGUGUUUCUACUUUCUCUACGUGUUGUAUUUGGUAUUUAGUUCGAUGCAGUUGAGAUACGAUGUCCAUUUACUUCGGGGUGGCCUCGGUCUUACCCACAGCGUUGACUUUGUCCCCUGGCUGUUGUUCAAGGUUUACACCAUGGUGCCGUUUGUUGACGAACUGCGAGUACUCACUGACUGGACAGUUACAAGUACCUCCAUGAAUCUCUUCAUGUGGUUCAAGCUGGAGGACGCUCAGCAAAGUCUCUACAAGACGAAGUGCGACAUGAACGCCAGGAAAUACGUGAAGCCCGCUUUCGAGCGACCAGUGAGAGAGAAACUUCUUCAAGGUGGUUUGUUCCUUCUUGCUUUGUUUGUGCUGAUUGUUGGCCCGAUCACCUACUUCUCUACAGCCAACUUGUUUCUGAAGAGCAACUUGGUCUACAUGGGCUCGCUUAAAGCGAAUCUGGAGGUGGAGAUGACAGGUGGAGGGAUCAGCCAGCUGCCAUUGUACGACACGGCGCAGGCAGAUAUCGACACAUUGAGUAGUGAUGAUGCAAAGCGUUUUGCUGUGAGCCAUCCCAAUGUGGGGAACUCUGACGACCUGAAUUUGCAGAAAGUGAAAUUCCCAAUGUCCGCGGAUAACCUGUGGCUGGUUUCCAACUCCCUACGACAAAAAGUGGCCACACAGCUUGGUAGUAAUGGUACCAAAGCCAACCUGGUGGUGACGUAUCAAUUCCAAGGAAAUCUGACUACGACGGGUCGUGGCAUCGGUCGUACACCUCCAGUGGCACUCAGCGAGGACCAGGUAAACACAUUGGCAAAGGUACUGCAGAACACCUCCUUUGAAGGUGAAGCCAGCAUUGAUGUGCCUUGUAGCAUCCAGACGGCUAUUCUCAUUGACUCCUCCGGACAGUUGACGGCGAUGGGUGCAAACAUUUCCUUACGUCUUACACUCUCUGCCUCUUCACCCUUGCCGCAGUGGUCAAUGGCGGGAAGUUGCAACCCUUGUUCAUCGCUAGAGGCUGGCAAUAGUAGCUGCAGCAUCACCUUUGACGUGGCUAGUGAGAAGGUUGCUCCUACUCCCACGGGUGAUAGCUCAUCCACGAGCUAUAGCCUCAUGGGAAUCUACUUAGGUGUUGUUUACACCAUUGGACGCUUCCUGCGCCUUGUCUUCCAGGAUUCCUCCCAGCGUGUCAUCUAUGAAGAGAUGAAUGACACCGAACUACUGCAGGAUUUGUGCAGUGGGAUCUACAUCGCUCGCAUUACUGGAGAUUUGGAGAGCGAGUAUGGGUUCUACUACGAGCUGAUUCGUAUCUACCGAAGUCCAGAACUCUUGCUAGAUAUCUCCAAGCCCAAGUCCAAAGUGGAUGAGCGCCAAUUUCGUCCGGGUAUUCUGUAUCGUCAAGCCGCGGUGCCUAGCGAAAGCGCCAUGACAGAGGUCAGCGACACGGGCACAUUGCAGCGCCGAUCAGGUCGAGAUGCCUCUGAAGAUUGAGUCAAUCAAUUUCGGAUUUCUCGUGAAUUGUUC